AUGUAUUGGCCAUUAGGUGCACCCAGAGUAUAUGCAGCGACUAGACGGAAAAAGAAACUUCCAGCCCCAGAGCACGAAGAGGAGGACAGCGAAGUUGUCAGAGAGAAGGCUACUAACAUCCUGGGUCUGCGAGUGGCUCGUAAUGGGCAUGUUUUGGUCACGAUUACAGAGACCACCUUGACCGUCUGGCAGACAUCACCAGUAGUAGUGCUAGCCUCCGUAACACGCUCCAUCCAAUCCCUCAGCAAUUACGGCCACAACGUGGGCGUUCUUCUCCGACCAGACUCUUCAGUAGCUGUCGUACAGACAGCCAACAGCUUUCUCGUUACUUACUCAAUCAUUCCCGAUCCGACCGCUCGAGUAUACCAACAAAUUUGCGAUAAUGGACACGGCCGAAGACAGAGCAACGCGGACCGCUUGGCCGUGGAAGAGGAGAGAAGAGGUUUUCCGGAGGUGAACAUUCGGUUUCGCAUGGUCAUCAAGGUUGACGCUGGGCUCAAGAAGGUUCUUGCGCUUGAUGAUGAGUUGGUGGUGGCUACGGAGAGACCGCCGGCUGUGCAGUGUAUUCGAUGGGCGCCAGAUGAUGCGGGGAAACAGACGAGCACAGAGCUGCUGAGCCGGAUGAGCUGGAUUCAGAAAAAGUCGUGCGUGACUGAUAUGGUCUAUGAUAGGGCUAUGAGCCUUGCAGUCUGGAUUACAAGCGAAGGUCAUGCCUACGCUGUACAAAGACUGCCUCCGCAGCCGAAAGAGUCGGAGGGGCCGAAAAGGCUCUUCCGUGGCUACGGCUUUCAUACGCCAGAACGAGAGGAGGACAUGGCAACCAGAGCGGCAAUAAAUGCGAGGUUCUCUUUGUUAGCUGUAGGCUGUGGCAACGCUGAAAUACACGUUUAUACGGCAAGAGACUAUGUUGGCAGCAUUCCACUAUCGCACAAGCUGGAACAGCCGGCGUCUAUAGUCUCUACCGGACAGAUCAGUACGCUAAGCUACUCCCCGGAUGGCUACUGUCUCUUUGCUGGGUACGAGAAAGGUUGGGCGAUCUGGAGUGUUUAUGGCAAAAUCCAAGGAAGCAGCUUCAUGGCUGACCGCAAGAUAUCCGAAAACAAUGGAGAAGGUUGGCUGCAGGGCGUACAUGAAGCAGCCUGGCUCAGCGCUGGCUCAGAAAUAUUGCUUACAGGCCAGAACGAUGACCGAUUGUUCCUCCUUGAGAUGGCAAAGAGUGCCGUGACUGGAUGCUUCUGUGCAGCCAAUGUGUCUCGCACAGUGUUAUUGACCAGCUCAGGGCUCAUGGUAUACCGAGGAUACGAUCUACCCGUGCUCACAACAAUCUCAGCCGAUGCAUCUUUGUGGCAUCAUGUGCAGAUCCCCUCAACAUAUCUAGCGAACCAACGCCCGAUACGGUCCGCUGUGAUCUCUUCCGAUGGCAGAUACGUGGCGGUUGCUGGUAGACGCGGACUCGCACAUUACAGUGUCACUAGCGGGCGAUGGAAAACUUUCGAUGAUAUGCAGGCUGAAAACACCUUUGUGGUUCGAGGCGGUAUGUGCUGGUAUCAACAUAUCCUGGUUGCUGCUGUGGAGACCGAUGAGCAUCACGAGUUACGUCUAUACUCACGAGAACGUGGUUUAGACGACUCCUCUCUUCUCUACUUCGAACAGCUUCCUUCACCGGUCGUUUGCAUCGCACUUACAGGGUCAGACUCGCUUCUCGUAUAUACUUAUCAAAACAUACUCUACCACUUCGUAAUCAACGCCUCUUCCGAGGCUGUGACCCUUGUUCAGGUAGGGCAGAUUGCCUUGAAUGGCAUUGUACGAGCACCUGCGCGAGUCAGGGCUGUCAGCUGGAUCCUUCCCGACCACCAAUUGCGGGAGGGUGACCCAUCGCAAGAUGUUGCUCACGCGUCCGUGAUCUUCCUCGUUGAUGCUAAGCUUGUGCUACUGCAGUCCUCCACGAAUGUUGGCGGCGACUUGAAGUACGACAUGCGUGUCAUUGCUAAUAACGUGGAAUACUUCGACCUCAUGAGAGACCAAACACCGUUGCUGGAAUCGCCCAGUCGCUCGCUGCCACCAUCGCCAGCUGCUGAGGGAGCACUUGACGCAUUCUACACAGAUCGCGGGCUUAGGGACUCGCUCUGGUACUUUGACGGUAACGACAUACAGUGCUGGAUGGACGUCGAGGAUCUCAUCGAAGCAGCAUCUACAUCCAACGACAGAGAGUUACCACCUAGUGUCUCCAUAUCUGCAGAUUUCUACCCUACUUCCAUCGUCCUCAAAAAAGGCAUCCUACUAGGCAUAGAUGCCGACCUGGUGCAACGGCGCGACGUGCAAUUCGCCUUCUUCCGCUUCUCCAUCCGGACGCAAUUGUUCCUCCCACAAAUUAUCCAGCGCCACAUCGCCCACUUCGACACGUCAGCUGCCUCAAACCUCGCCCACCGAUAUCAGGCGCUCCCUUACUUUUCACAUGCCCUCGAGAUUCUUCUUCAUACUGUUCUGGACGACGAAGUCGAUAAACCACCAGAUCCUGAACAUGCUCAGCUACCUGCUGUUCUCUCAUUCUUAUCUUCUUUUCCUGACUACCUCGAUAUACUCGUUCAAUGCACCCGGAAAACAGAAGUUCGAUCAUGGCGAACCCUCUUCUCGCACCUGCCACCCCCACAGGAGCUUUUCGAAGCAUCGUUGCAGAAAGGCAUGCUCAAAACGGCAGGUGGAUAUCUGCUCGUGCUGCAUACUUUCGAAGAGAUGGAAACCAGCUCUGAGUCGUGCGUCCGACUCUUACAGCAAGCCAAAGAAGCUGGAGACUGGGACUUGUGCAAGGAACUCGCCAGGUUCUUAAUGGCGUUGGAUGAGACUGGGGAUACUCUGAGAGCAGCAUUAGAGCGGAUGGAUCUAAAUUCAACGGCCACUGAGAAUGACAGCGUGAAAUUGAAGACGCCGCGGCCAAAUACGGCCAUGAAGCGGUAUUCGACCCAGAGGCAGACCAAUGGUAGGCCGAGUCCUGUGAGUAAUGGGGACAAAAGCUCAGCGGGCUUGGGCCUAGGAAUUGUGACAGGGCAAGAUGGAGAUAGUGAGGAUUACUUUUCACCACGGAGAGCAUAG
Letharia columbiana is the source of this 3090-nucleotide messenger RNA. RefSeq lists its product as uncharacterized. The transcript is spliced from 4 exons. Bases 1 to 3090 code for a protein of 1029 amino acids. Gene Ontology annotation, biological process: retrograde transport, endosome to Golgi; intracellular protein transport. NCBI's taxonomy places the organism in Eukaryota, Fungi, Ascomycota, Lecanoromycetes, Lecanorales, Parmeliaceae. The record is from RefSeq and is a predicted model, not a curated record. Gene Ontology annotation, molecular function: protein binding. Gene Ontology annotation, cellular component: cytosol; Golgi membrane; Ric1-Rgp1 guanyl-nucleotide exchange factor complex.